Molecule: messenger RNA, 5457 nt
Organism: Siniperca chuatsi (mandarin fish)
Lineage: Eukaryota; Metazoa; Chordata; Actinopteri; Centrarchiformes; Sinipercidae
Gene: pdlim5a
Product: PDZ and LIM domain 5a
Exons: 21
Coding region: 290-3508 (1072 amino acids)
Biological process (GO): muscle structure development; heart development; actin cytoskeleton organization
Cellular component (GO): stress fiber; Z disc; adherens junction
Molecular function (GO): actin binding; muscle alpha-actinin binding
Source: RefSeq, a predicted model, not a curated record
UGGUAUAUAAGAGCAUUGCAUCCCUCUCUACCUCUCUCACACACAUACAGUGUGUUUGCUGGGAAGGGGAUAGUCCAGGGGAAACUAGGGAUUACAUUGUCUACCUGCCUGUGAAGGAAUUAUUUUUCUCUCUGGAAUUUCCAUUUAACAGAUCUUGGAACAACAUCUUAAAGGGAGCCAUAGCACGUCUGACCAUCGUCAUCAUCAACACCCAGUGAAAGCAUUAUUAUCACCUGAUCACUUGUCAGUAACAUCAACACCGAACGCAUUUGACAUCAUCGAGGAGACCAUGAGCAGCAACUACAGCGCCACGCUCUUAGGCCCUGCCCCCUGGGGCUUCAGGCUGCAGGGAGGGAAGGACUUCAACAUGCCCCUCACCAUCUCCAGGCUGACAGAUGGUGGGAAGGCAGCUAAAGGUGGUAUUGCUGUUGGAGACAUAGUUCUGUCUAUUGACGGCAUCGCCACAGAGGGCAUGAACCACCUGGAGGCCCAGAACAAGAUCAAGAGCUGCACUGGCAACCUCAGCCUCACCCUGCAGAAGGCCUCCAGUGUUCCUAAACCUCCUCCUGUGGCACCAAAGGACGACAGAUCAGACAUCAUAAAACCAGUGGCCCUCACCCAUCCACCUCCACCACCCCAUCCCCACCCUCACUCCACUGUUCCCUACAACAAGAUCCCCAGACCUUACGGGGGCUGCAGAACAGAGAGUGAAUACCCUCCUGCACAGUCCCCUUUUGCUCCCUUCAUCCCAUCCCCAUCCUCUGCCUUCACUCCUGCCUCCUCCCACACCAGUCCUCCUCCUCCUCCACCACCACCUGUUUCUUACCCAUCCUCUUCCUCCUCCUCCCCCCCUGUCCUCGUUCCACCCCAGCCAUCAGUAUAUAACACACCAAUCAACCUCUACUCCAAUGAGAACGCAUGUGAGGUGGCCAUGGGGCAGAGGCGGGGCCUGUUGGAGAGUCAGGGUGGAGCCUUGCCCUUGCAGUUUAAUGGUGGACCUCAAAGUAUUUUGAAAAAACCCCAGCCACCAAGAGUUCCCAGGAAACACAUCGUGGACACAGACAUCCAUUUUUACCAUGUGCCCACUCAUGCUGAUGCCAGCAGGAAGCGCAUAAUGGAGGACACAGAGGACUGGCGCCCACGCAGUGGCACCACCCAGUCCAGAUCUUUCAGGAUUCUGGCUCAGAUGACUGGCACCGAGCAUGCUCAAGAUGAGGAAGCUGACACAGCCAAGAAGACAAAUUCCUUCACGCUUUCCUCUUCUAGUUGUCUCACUGAAUCUGAAACACACAAUGGGAAGGUCAGUGUCAGAUCUCCAACACAUCAAUCCUCUGACCAGGUAGUAGUUUCAUGCUCAGCCUUCAGUGGACUGAAUGAUGCAGAAGCUACGACCACAUAUGAUCACAUGAUCACACACCAACCACAGCAACAACAGACAGCAAGCUUAUCAGCCAAUCAGCAACGGCCAGAGGAGGCUUCUACAAUCCCCAACUAUGUCCUCAUUUCCAAACCUGGCAGCCUCUUAAAACCUCAACAUCAAGAGAACAACGUGUCACCUACAACACCCCUUCAGUUAGUCGCCAUCCCAAUGCCGUAUUCAAGCUCUGUUGACAUGUUUUGCCAAAUACACCCAACCCAUCUGUGUAACAUGAACUAUACAUCAGCUCCAGUGCUGGUACCUUUAACAUACACUGGUUCAACCCCAAGCCAAAUAAUAUCAUCUCAUACCCAAAGGCCAAAUGAUGCAGUGUUUUUGUCAGCCGACAUCCCACAUUUUUUAAGUCCUGUUUGUACCCACACUCCAGCUUCCUGUUUACCUGUUUUUAGUGUAUUACCUGCUCAAGGACUAUACUUGUCACAUGGUAGUGACUCCUUGUUAAUUCAAAACAAAGCACCAGAGACUUCUUCUGAUCCUGUCCCUGUACAUAGACCAGCUGCUUCAGACAGUACGGUUACAGAACCAUCAAGCUUUCGACUGCCCACAGCUGAAAGGUUGGGAUGCUUUAUGAAAGCUCACAUUAUCACCCUAAAAUGCAUAAUAGGUCCAAAAAAGGCUACGACUAUAAUCAAAAUGAUGAUGAUUUCCUUUACUAUUUUGCCUUGGUCUAGCAAUUCCCCUGUGACACCACUAGAGGACAGCACAUUCUCAGAAAAGUCUGAGUCCAAUGACCAUUUGACUGAUCAUGAUGGUGAUGACCACAAAUUAUAUAGCCAGGCUACAGAGUCCCUGAAGGCAGCGCAAACUCAGUUUGACCUUUCUCAUCAACACAGUUUUCCAGUCCAAGUCAAUACUCAUCUAUCUCAUAUGUCAGCACGUCAUCAUGUACUUUCUACCAAACCAGUCAGGAGAGAGCUCCUGUCAAGUCCUCUGGACUUCCUGCCCAGAGCAGCCCCCUGCCCCCCUCCUCUCACCCCCAGUGCCCCCAAACAGCCCACACGAAACACACACGCUGAGCACUGUAGUCCAGUGCAGGCGAGAGCAACUUAUCAGAGCAGUCCUUGGCCUCCUGAGAAGGCAGUGUCUCAGUCCUUAUUAGACGCCCUGCUCAUCACUCCAAUCCAAGCUCCGCCACUACGCUUGAGGAAGAAGAAGAAGCGUCAUAGUGUCAGUGAGCUGCACCUGCCCAAGAACAAGAGGGUGUCUUGGCAUCAGUCUGCCACGGAAGAGGGUGACCCUCUCUUCUCCUCUCCCGUCAAUGCUGUCUAUGUGUUUAGUGAGGAGGGAGAGGAGCCAGAACUCAACAGCCAUGAGUCUGCAGUUGUCAAGACCAUGAUCAAAGGGCCUACUGCAACCCAGGGACACGGUCCACGGACUGGUUUGAUCACCCCAUCUUUCGGUAUGAAAGGUAAUGGAAGUGCCAGUGUCCCAAGGGGUCCUGUCCCAGCCCGACCUGUACCUCAGCCCCACCCUAAAGAUGAGGACACCCUGGUCCAGAUGGCAGAACACAUCCCUGCUGGGACUCGUACACCCAUGUGUGCCCACUGCAACAUGGUCAUCAGAGGACCAUUUUUGGUAGCAAUGGGGAAAUCAUGGCAUAAGGAGGAAUUUAACUGUGCCCACUGCCGUACAUCCCUGGCAGAUACAGGCUUUGUGGAAGAACAGGGAUCUGUCUACUGUGAACACUGCUAUGAAGAGUUCUUCGCUCCAACAUGCAGCCGCUGCCAGGCCAAGAUACUGGGGGAGGUGAUAAACGCCCUCAAACAGACAUGGCAUGUCUACUGCUUUCUGUGCGCUUGCUGUCAGCGGCCAAUCAGAAACAACACCUUCCACCUGGAGGAUGGAGAACCAUACUGUGAACAAGACUUCUAUAGUUUGUUUGGGACUGGCUGCCAUGGCUGUGAGUUCCCCGUCGAGGCUGGAGACAAGUUCCUGGAGGCCCUUGGUUACACCUGGCAUGACACCUGCUUUGUCUGUGCUGUGUGCUGCACCACUCUGGAAGGCCAGACCUUCUUCUCCAAGAAAGACAAACCUCUUUGCAAGAAACAUGCUCACACACUGAAGAUAUGAAUCUCAGCCUUUCCUCACAAUUUUAUAGCCAUACAUUCUCUCUUAGUGGGAAGGCCUCAUAAUAGUAGUUAGUUCAUACAACAAUAAAUCUCAAGCAAUACUCGCACAAGCAUAGUGGUGGCUCUUGCAGGUCAGAGUAAGGGAAACACUUCCAUGUAUUUAAAAGUGAACUUAUUCUUGUUUUUCUUAUUGUAAAACAUAAUCUACUUUUGUCAUGUGAUUUCUACUAUGGGAAGUAAAAUAGCUUGUAGUGAAGGAUCUCUGUUUUUGGUUUUUAUCAAUUUUCAACAAAAAAUAAUCUGAAAGAAGCAUAUCAGUUUUAACUGAUUUUCAUCUGGAUUUUAUUUGCUCCUGCAUCCAAAAGCAGAACAGUUUUACAGACGAAUGGUGCAGUGUAUGUGUACUACCACUAGGAAUUACCAAACUCGGACAUUUAAUAAUACAAACGAUUUAAUUUCUUAAUCCAGAGUUUAAAAUAAAAAAGUUUCUCAGAAGCGUGACAGUGGUGAGACCAUCACAUUGUAACCAUUGUAAGUCAGUGUACAAAGUGGCUAAACUGUUAAAUCACACAACACUUGUAAUUAGACAGUACCAGAAAUGUGUGAAAAUAUAUAUGCAUACCCAUACUAAAUGGAUACAGAGAGAGGAGGAUAUUGGUUAUUUUCUAAACAGACAUUUAUUUUUGUUAGUGUUAAUGUUUGUGUUUCUGUAAUUAGGUUUAACAAUCUGACCAGCAGCUAUUAAGACAAGAUUAAGAGAAUAUUUGCCAUCCAGUUUCCUGUGUCAAACUUUGUUGCACACAUAUGGAAAAAGCAUAUUAUAGACAGCAAUUGAAAUAUCAGAAUCUGCAUGAAAACAUUUCCAGAAUGUACUUUUACUAAUUAUUUUGUUAUAUUAAAACUAAUUGUUUUAAUAGAGGUGAGCUGGAUGUCUGGGGUGUUGGUGAAAGCUGUUGCCUUUGAUCAGUGCUUAAACUUAUUUGAACUUUUUCUGUAUUUUUUAAAUUAAUUCUAUGUAUUUUAUUUUCCAUUUUUCGUGCAAAACUGGUAACAUUGGCAAAAAUGUUACUGGUUUCAAAAACAAAAGGUGACAUUCAGCAAUAUGAAUUUGGAACAGUGAGGCACUUGAGAAAGAGAGACAAAGAAAGAGAAGUGGUCUUUAUUUUGUGGAGGACAGAAUUGGCCCUAAAUAUAAUUUAAAUAAAUAUACAAAAUAAAGAAAAUAUAAAGCCCAUAUUAUGUAUAUUUACAUAUUUCUCCUUACUAUGAUAGACUGCCAUAUCUUGACAAUUGCAUCUAUACUGAGUGCCAUAUAGUUUUAUGAAUCAUAUUCAUAUUUUCAUUUAUUUUACCUCAUGUUAUUAUAUAUAUUUAUAUUGUAUUUUAUCAUAAUUGCAUUCAUUUCUGGUUGAUUCAGUUCUCCAUAUGCUUCAUAAAAGUGAGUAGCUCUUUCUGGCCUGGCCUGCAGGAAAAUAAGGUCAAAAGUCAUACUAUAAUCCUUGUGUAGUAAACUGUAUAUUUUAUUUUGUUUAUAGAGUGGAGAAAUGUCUUAUCUGACAAUAUAUAUUUAACUGUUUGGGUAACUGGGUUUUUUGCUUUUCAGGCACUGGUGUAGAGAAUGGAUGGGGGGUAGUUUCUUCUGUGUUUUUAGUAUUUCACUUGACUGUUUACUAACCGUCCCAACAUGCUGAUUUGGCGAUAUUUACUUUUCAUUAAGGCUGAGGGGUACAUAUGGUCUAUUUUGUUUUGUUUUCCAAACACCAGAACAAAUGGCAACAAAACUCACUCAUAUUAAUUUCACAUAAUUAUAAGAAAAGAAAGCUGGGUUUUACUGUAUUGGACAAAAGUUAGUGAGAACAGUGUACAAACACCUACAAAACUACAAUUGGCACUAUUAAAAUUGAUCCGAGUUGUCUAAUAAAUGAUGUGCUUUUAAACCCCCAAAAGAAA